GAAGCUCAAACCUCAAACACCUUGGAAAUUACUGUACAGAAACGUUCUUGUCAAAAUUGUACGUUGUAUAAUAUUAUAGGAAAUAUUGUAAGCGAAGAUAGAGAGGCAUACUAGUAUUCAAAAUGCGCUUUGAUCUGAAGGAAUUGCUACUGGUUUCCAUGUCCAGCAGUCAAAAUGGAGCCAUAUGUCGCCACAAGAGAUUCAAAUUCGGCAAAGUGAGCUACCUGGUGCACUACGAGCUGCACCAGGGAAAGCUGACUAUCCGCCAGGUGAAGAGGAUUCGACGCACUCCCUCCUUAAGCAGUCGUCUGCAAAAGCGGCGUCGUCGUCUGAACGGAGGAAGUGCACCCACAGCGGGCGUCCAGCCACCACGGCAAGUUGCAGGAGAAGAUGGCAUCCAUCGUAAGUCCAUAGCCGUGGGCAUGGAGCUGCUGAUGCAGAGCACCACCAGCCAAACGCAGGCCCAGGAGUGGUCCAUCAGCCAGGUGGACACCUCGGACCUGGUCAGCACCAUCACCAGGGAUGCACAGACCCAUGAGCACGUGCAGCAGCUUACAAGCAUAGCUGUGGGCACAGAAGUAGAGCUGGACAGCAGCGCCAGCCAAACGCUGCUCCAAGAGUCCACAUCCAGCAAUGUGGACACCACCGACUUGAUCAUAACCAUUGCCAGGGAUCAGCAGACCUUCCAUCCCCACCAUGUGACCCUUGCCAGCCAAACGGAUACACACGACCAGCAUUGCAACACCACCCAAACAGAUCUUAGCAACAAGACCACCAACACGCAGACCAAGCUGGCCAAGCUGUCCUGCCUGGGCACCCAAACGAUGGUUCACUGUACCACUGCCACGGUGCAAACCAAGAGACACCGCCAACACAUGGGCACACAGACCAUCGACGACGAGGAGGAGCUAAUCAAGCCCCAUCUGCAGGCCCUGUACCUCAUCCAUGAUUCCAUCAAGAACCAGAGCAACCUCAUCCAGAAUGAGGUGCUGGAAGCCGUCAAUCAACUGGUUGAUAUCAGCCUGCUCCAGGUGAAGCAAAUGCGCGUGGAGUUGGACCUGCCCAGGGAGGCGUCCUUGGAGCCAAUGACACCCAUUCCGUCGAGCCAGAUCGGGGAUAAUCAGCCAAAGGAGAGUUCCUCGGCCAAGAAUGACUCAUUCAAAUUGGAGCCCAAGUACAGGAUUAUAAGAGUCGUCAAGGACAAGAGGAGUUCCGUGGGUCGCUCGUGGAACUGUACGAAGAAGUGCAAGGGCUGUGGUCUGCACAUGCACCGCACCAGGCACCGGGUGACCAGCGAAAACCAAGGAACCCAGACGGAAGUGGAGACGAAGGACGCGGUGGUCAGGAGCGAGGUGGCGACGCAGACGGAAAGGGAGCGAGCACGCUGGACCAUGAAGCGCAUCUAGAGAGGAUUGCGCACAGUCCUGGGCACUUACCCCAGCAGCCAGGCCGCCGUUCUCAUCCAGCUUGGACUCAUGUUGAUGAACUUGUGCUUCCUGAUUGACACUUUUAGCAUGUGGCAAGCGACGAUUUCAAGUAAACGCAAUCGAAUCACAA
This is a messenger RNA of Drosophila yakuba, 1557 nucleotides long. RefSeq lists its product as uncharacterized. The record is from RefSeq and is a predicted model, not a curated record. Bases 123 to 1406 code for a protein of 427 amino acids. The transcript is spliced from 3 exons. Lineage: Eukaryota; Metazoa; Arthropoda; Insecta; Diptera; Drosophilidae.